AUGCUGCUGCGGGUGCGCUCGGCGGUGGGGCACCUGGUGGCCGGGCUGGGCCCCGGGGCGGGCGCGCAGCCCCCGGCCGAGCCCCGGCGCGGCGGCGGCGGCGGCGGAGCGGGGACCGGCGGCGGCGGCGGUGGCGGUGGCGGUGGUGGCAGCGGGGGGGCAGCGGCGUUGUUUUGCCGGCCGGCCUUCCUGCAGCUGACGCCCGAGGAGCUGCGCCGGGCCGACGACCACACGGGCAGGGCCGUGCAGAGCCCCCGCGACGGCCGCCGCCGCCUGCCCUGGAGCACGGGCUACGCCGAGGUGAUAAAUGCGGGGAAGAGCCAGCACAACGAGGACCAGGCGUGCUGCGAGGUGGUGUUUGUGGAGAGGAGGCCGAGCCCCAGGGGCCGCCAACCCUCCGGGGAUGGCAGCGGGGAGCUGGAUGGGGGCAGGAAGGGAUUUUAUUUCCACUACUGGGCUUUGUUUGAUGGCCACGCGGGCAGUGGCGCUGCCGUCAUGGCAUCCAAAAGGCUCCACCUGCACAUCUGCGAGCAGCUGCGGGACCUGGUGGACAUCCUGCAGGACCCCUCCCCGCCUCCCAUCUGCCUCCCCAGGGCGCCCCUCACAGAGGACAACGGAGAGGUCCCCAGCGAUGCCCUGCCACGCUUUCACCUGGAGAAAGCAGUGUCUCAUGAGAGCCUGGUGAUCGGUGCCAUCGAGAACGCCUUCAAGCACAUGGACGACCAGAUCGAGCAGGAGCGGGCAUCCCAGAGCAUCUCCGGGGGCUGCUGUGCCCUGGCCGCCGUCUACCUCAUGGGCAAGUUCUACGUGGCCAACGCUGGUGACAGCAGGGCCAUUAUCAUCCGUAACGGGGAAAUCAUUCCAAUGUCCAGGGAGUUUACUCCAGAGACAGAGAGGCAGAGGCUGCAGUUUUUAGCGUUCCUGAGGCCUGAGCUGCUGGGGAAGGAGUUCACGCACCUCGAGUUCCCCCGCAGGAUCCAGCCCAAGGAGCUGGGGAAGAAGAUGCUGUACAGAGACCAAAACAUGAACGGCUGGGCUUACAAAAAGAUCGAGGAGGACGACCUGAAGUUUCCACUGAUCUAUGGGGAAGGCAAAAAGGCUCGGGUGAUGGCCACAAUCGGGGUCACGCGUGGCCUGGGAGACCACGACCUGAAGGUGUUCAGCUCCAACAUCCACAUCAAGCCCUUCCUGUCCUGCUUCCCGGAGGUGAGGGUUUACGACCUCACGCAGUACGAGCACUGCCCUGACGACGUCCUGGUCUUGGGCACCGACGGGCUCUGGGAUGUCACCAAUGACGAGGAGGUGGCCAGCGUGGUGAUGGAGGUGCUGACGAGCUACGAGCCCAAUGACCCGUGCAGGUACACGAUGGUGGCCCAGGAGCUGGUGGUGCGCUCCAGGGGGGUCCUGAAGGAGCGGGGCUGGCGGCUGCCCAACGACAGGCUGGGCUCCGGCGAUGACAUCUCCGUCUUCGUGAUCCCCCUGGGGGGCCCAGGGAACUACACGUGAUGCCCCAUGACCCGGGGCACAGGGGCUCACGCUGCCCGCAUGGACUGCGAGCAGGACCCGGCGCUUCCUCGGGGCACCUCUCCCUUCAGCGCUUGUUUCCUGAGCUGCCCACAAGGAGAAACUUGAAGCCUGCAGCCCCCCCAGCCCCUGCCCAGAGCCCCCCUCACCUGCUGCAUCCCAGCACCCUGCAGAGAUGGAAGGGCCGUGGACAGAGCAGGGAUGGGGCUUGGGGGAUGUUUUUCGUGCUGCCACUUUCUUGAUUGCUGUGAAGAGCCCAAAUGCUCCUUGGCUUCUCAGCACGUGCUUGGUGCCUCGCCCUGGCCCAGAGGUGCUGGUUACAGCCGUGGGGCUGGGAGGCCGAGCACUCCUGCCUGGUGAGCCCUGUGCUUGCUGCUGCAGUCACCUCCUGCCCCCUGCCCUGUGAAGUUUGCACCACGGACACUGAAGCUGCUGCCGCUGGGCUGGGUGCUGCGUCCGGAUGGCUGUGGCCUGGAGGGGAGCCCUGCUGGCAGCUGGAACCAUACCCAGCCCCGAGCAGCCCACCUGGGGGUGCUGGGGUAAGGGGUGAGCCCCACAGCUGAUGCCCCAGCCUUGUGCUUGCCCCCUUGGGCUCCUCUGGGCACUUGGUCUCGGAGGACGUGGCAGCGCUCGGUGCCCUGCGGCGCACGGCGAGCACCUGGCAGGACGGGAGCUGUUGCACUUGCACGUGUCUGCCAGCCCCUGGCUGUGCCACGGGCUCUGCCCACCACAUCUCUUCAUGCCUUGGAUCACUGCUGUGUUUCUAGAGCCAAUUAUUUAUUGUUAACCGUAGAGCUGAGCUGGGAAGCGUCUGAGUUAUUUCCCGGUACGGGGUGGUAGGAAUACAGGUCUGUGUUUCUGAGCGGUUCUAAUUUGGCCACUGCUGAGCAGCAGUUGCAGAGCAGCCCCGUUCAGCCAAGCUUAACAGCUUAAACACGCUGCAUGGAUCUGCUUAGCUGAGGGCUGGGAACCCACAAUAAAAGCAGCUUGGUUGUCACUGGGGGAAAAAAAAGGAAAAAGAAAAGGCAGCUCGGUCCUUUUCCUUCGUCUCAGACCGGUGCUGAGCAGAGCUGUAGCAGCAGUUUUCUCUCCGUGGUAUUUUGUUCUGCACCCUGCACACCUCUGACCUGCACCUCCGCGGAGUGUCACAUCCCAGCACAACGCCAGGGCUGCUGUUGUGGGGUGGUGGGGGGCAGCCAGACCCCAGCCCUCGCUUUGGAAGGCGCCGUGGCCCCAGCAGUUGGUGUGCUGCUGGCACUGGGUGCGGCCAGCUCUCGUCGGGUGUCACCUCUGGUGAGUGUUUGUCCCUUGUAAUCAGUGAGAUGUAAAUAAACUGGGUGCACUCAGUGGCAGUGAAAGCCAUCCAGCGAGGGUUUUAACCUGUUGAUGUUUUUGUGCUGAAGGGGGCAGGGGGAGAUGCUGGGACUGGAGCAGCUGCCCUGGCCUGGCACUGUUUAAAUAAAGGUGCCACUCGCAAUCCCA
Anas platyrhynchos (mallard) is the source of this 3006-nucleotide messenger RNA. NCBI's taxonomy places the organism in Eukaryota, Metazoa, Chordata, Aves, Anseriformes, Anatidae. The record is from RefSeq and is a predicted model, not a curated record.